Messenger RNA from Serinus canaria (Common canary), 871 nucleotides. RefSeq names its product late histone H2B.L4. The transcript is spliced from 2 exons. The coding region runs from base 515 to 871 and encodes 118 amino acids. NCBI's taxonomy places the organism in Eukaryota, Metazoa, Chordata, Aves, Passeriformes, Fringillidae. The record is from RefSeq and is a predicted model, not a curated record. Gene Ontology annotation, cellular component: nucleosome. Gene Ontology annotation, molecular function: DNA binding; protein heterodimerization activity; structural constituent of chromatin.
CAGGCUAGGUAGCAGGGGAAAUUUGGCUGGUAGGAUGUUUACAGUGCCAUCCUUUCAUCUCUGGACCUAUUCUCCCUGCAGUUACUGGGUUUCCCCUGAUGGCAUUACCUGUUCCAUAGAACAGAUGUGAUUCCAUUUGAUUCUGGAGUACCUUGAGUACUCCAAUUCACACCCUUGCACCAAAGCAAGAUCCCUUCUUUCACCAAACUCCUUUUGGACCUGAAAAUGUCUCUUCUCUGGUAAUUCUGUCCCCUGUAAAUCAGAUGCUUCUGCUCUUGCUCUUCUUUGCCCCAGUUACACUCAAAUUUCUCCGGUCUGAAAGUUUAGCUGAAUCUGUCACUUCCAAACUCUUCUCAGGCCAGCUGCUUUUCAUUUGGAGCAAAGUGGAAUCAUCAGCCACAGGUGUGUACUUGUCCUGCUUCUUGGGGGCUGCAACUGAGGCAGGGUAGGUCCUGCAGCCUCUGCUAUAUAACCAGCCCCACAGCACUUACUGGCUGUUCUGUUGGAGGCUAAGAUGAGCCCAGAACCUUUGAAGAAACAUGGUCAUGCUGCUGCUUCUGGGGAAAAAAGAUCUAAAAGGAAGCCAAAGAGAAAGGAAGCAUUUUCAGUCUAUAUUUACAAAGUACUGAAGCAGGUGCACCCCGACCUCGCCAUCUCCUCCAAGGCCAUGAGCAUCAUGAACUCCUUUGUGAACGACAUGCUGGAGCGGCUGGCGGCGGAGGCCUCGCGCCUGGCGCAGUACGGGCGCCGCGCCACGCUCACCAGCCGCGAGGUGCAGGCGGCCGCGCGCCUGCUGCUGCCCGGGGAGCUGGCCAAGCACGCCGUCUCCGAGGGCACCAAGGCUGUCACCAAGUACACCAGCAGCAAGUGA